AUGUAUUCUUCCUACGUUUUGACCUUUGUACGGGAAAGAAUUCCCCCACAGAGGCGACAGCAAGCAAUCGUCAACCUGGACGGUGUAGGAGCAGCAAACUACGUUAGUCUGGCUCCCCUUCCAAGAGCAGACAAGAAAACAAAACGGCGGAAACGACACCGCAAGGUUCAACUUCUCCCGCAAUUCCGUGGUCAGUCAUCUAAACAGCUGAAGCGCGUAAUGCGCCAGCAGCAGCACCCAGAUGUGCGUCGACUGACUUGCCCCAGUGACCUGCCUCGACGGUUGCACGAUCUAUGGAACCAGUACGCAAAUUCCCUUAUCGAUUUGACAAAAUCUGCCCAAUCAGAUGAAGCCAAUAUUACCCAUCAGCUGGAGAAUAUUUUGCGCAUGGAUUUGAUUGGUGCACGUCUUCGUGUGCUCAGAUCAAUAACCACAAAGCAAGUUGACCUUGAGGGUAUCGUUGUCAUGGAGACGCGUAAUAUAUUCUAUCUAGCACGAGAGGAAGUGGUAGAUGGCAAGGAUGCGGAGGAAACAUGGCUUCAUAUUGUACCGAAACGAGGCACCGUAUUCCUACUCUUAAUGACACGCGCAGAGAUUGUGCUCAACGGCAACUCCCUCGCCUACCGACCGGCCGAUAGAGCCGUCAGGAAGUGGAAACUCAACCCCUCGGCUGGGGCGAAGCAGAAGAAACGACCGCUAUUACCAACUAUAAUGGCCCAGAUUGGUUUUAAUAUUCCAUUACUAACUAGCACAGGGGAAGGAUGGAACACAAAUCGAGCACCUCCGCGUCCCCCAGCUCCCGCUCCGCGGAUCGAGACUUCCUAUAGGAAGCCUUUAGCUGCUUCACUUAGACGUCAAAUACACCAAAAAGAAACACAAUCCGUUGUUUAUGGUCGACGUUUUGUUGUGUCAGAGUCUCUGGAGCAUAGCAGAGCUUGGUUUAAGCGUGAAGUUGAGGCUCAACUCCAGCGCGGUGGCCUUUAUGAGGACCCGUUCAUGCCGCCGGUCGACUCCACCAUCUGGCCUGAUCGUAGCUCAUCUUCGUCAAAAUACAAAUGGCUCAGACCACACGAAAUUGUAAGUGAACCAAUGUUCAUCGCUGACGGUCUUAGUCGAUUUGAUAUCAGACAAGGAGAAUUAGGCGAUUGCUGGCUACUCGCGGCUCUUGCAAGUCUUUCCAUGCAUGAAAACCUUCUUUCCGAGGUGGGUCAUACCUUGUCUUCAACCAAGCACCACUUUCUUGCACUGUUCGCCAUUCUUUUUAUGCUGGUUGAAUUCCAGGUGGUACCCGGCGGCCAGUCGUUUACAACCUCGUCCAACGGCCAACCGCUUGUUUCCAACGGCGAUUUUGCCUACGUGGGGAUGUUUUGGUUCCGCUUCUGGUACUUCGGUUACUGGGUGGACGUUGUGGUCGACGAUCGGCUUCCUACCAUUGGUCAGCGUCUCGUAUUUUUGCAUUCCAGCGAUCGCAGAGAAUUCUGGACUGCCCUGUUGGAAAAGGCUUAUGCAAAGCUUGUCGGCAGUUACGAAGCGCUUCGUGGAGGCACAACGUCCGAGGGCAUGGAAGACUUCACAGGUGGAAUAUCGGAGAUGAUUGACCUGGGCGACAAAUCACCCAAGAACCUCUUCACCAUCAUGUGUCGUGCGCAUAGUCGCUGCUCCCUGCUGGCGUGCUCGAUCGAUGCUGAUCCCAACGAGGUGGAAGCAGACGGUCCACUUGGACUCAUUAUGGGGCACGCGUACUCCAUCACAGACGUGAGAACUAUCCGGGACUACGGAGGAAGUGAAUUGCAAAUGGUCCGUUUGCGGAAUCCCUGGGGCAACGACAAAGAGUGGGUCGGCCCAUGGAGCGAUAAGUCACCCGAGUGGGCCCGCAUCUCCCCCGAGGAGCGCAUGGAGAUUGGCCUCACCUUCGACAACGACGGCGAGUUCUGUCCAGAGUUCGAUCAAAUUGAGUCGAAACGCGGACCACCGAAACGCAAGUGGGAAAUGACUCGUCAUGAGGGUGAAUGGCUUCGAAACUCCACGGCUGGUGGAUGUCUCAACAACCGUGGUAUGCUUUGCCCUCUUGCCACGUCGAAGGUGACCUUGGUAUGCCCGUUUCUCAAUCAUACCUUCCAUAUGAAUCCGCAAAUCCGUGUUUCCGUGGUGGACGCUGACGAGGCAGACGAUGAUCCCACCGGCACCAUCGUCGUUGGCCUCUUGCAGAAAGGAAUGCGAGAGAAACGCCAGUUGGCCUUCUCCAUCGGAUAUGCCAUCUAUCCGUUCCCCCCCGGAGCCCCACCGAACGCCCUGCUGACCCGCGAGUUCUUCUUGAGAACGCCUCUGGCGGCUCGAUCAAUAUUCGCGAAUACGCGGGAGGUGUGCGGUCGCCACAAGCUCACGCCUGGUGACUACGUCAUUGUCCCGUCCACCUUCCUGCCCAACGAGGAGGCCAAGUUCCUACUGCGCAUCUUCUCUGAGCGUCCCUAUCAGGCUGGGGAACUCGAUGACCAGAUAGCGUUUGGAGUUGGACCUAUUGCGCCCACCCCUGCGAGCACUAAGGAUGACGAAAUGGUAAUGAAGCUGAAGGCUGCCUUCGAGGCGAUUGCCGGCGACUCAGGAGACAUCGAGGCAGAGGACCUGCGAAACAUCCUCAAUCGUGUCUUCGAGAAUAAGGUCGGUCAGAACUUCGAAGGUUUCAGUCUGGAGACAGCGCGAAGCAUGGUUGCGCUUAUGGACGUAUCCUUUUCACAGCUUCAUCAGCGCCAACAGAUUAGAAAUACCUGCCGCCGAAUCUCAGCGGUUGACACAAGCGGUACUCUCGGUUUUGAGGAAUUCAAGACACUGUGGUACGAAUUGCGGCUCUGGCUUACGAUCUUCAAAGAAGCCGACACCAGUUCUAAUGGAAAACUGAAGACAUGUGAUCUGCGCACAGUUUUGAGUGAUGUUGGCAUCAAGAUUAGCAAUGAAAUCUUCAAAGCCAUUGUCUGCCGUUAUGCCUACCACGGAGCGAUUGUCUUUGACGACUUUAUUCUCCUCCUCGUGCGUUUGAUCACGGUGUUUGAGAAGUUCAAGGAGAAUCUCGACUACGGCCAACACAAAGCAUCCUUCAAUGUGGACGAUGUACGUUUUUUGUCAGGAGUAUUAUUGUCCCCCACCACCACUCCCCCUCUUUCACCUUACCUACCAGGUCCGAUCUUUUUGCGUUGUGUCCUCUACACCUGA
This is a messenger RNA of Mesocestoides corti, 3207 nucleotides long. The record is from the annotation of a GenBank genome assembly. Lineage: Eukaryota; Metazoa; Platyhelminthes; Cestoda; Cyclophyllidea; Mesocestoididae.